AUGUUGGAGUUCAUGCAGGAACUCAGAAAGUUUUUAUUUGGAAAACAUCCUUACAAGUUUUUCUGCCUACAGGCUGUCACCGUUGGAGUUGUUGGGGGCUCGGACCUUGUGAAGAUAUCAGAACAGCUUGGCAAGACAGUUACACAAGACUAUGAUUAUGUUUUCUCUGAAAAUGGCCUUGUAGCACAUAAGGAUGGCAAGCUCAUUGGAGCACAGAGCUUGAAGUCGUUUCUUGGCGAUGCAAAGCUCAAAGUAAGUGAUUGCUUCUUCCCUGUAAUGAUUUCUCCAUGACUAUUGAAUAUUAAAAAUGUCAAUAUACAUGUAUUUCGUAAAGCUGGGAGGGAAGUUUACAUAGUCUUACCCACUUAAAUUAGUGAUAGUACACGUGGAAGACCAAGACAUAUGGUGAUGAACUGCAAAUGAUGGUGCAGGAAUUUAUUAACUUUACACUCCACUACAUUGCUGACUUGGAUAUUCCAAUAAAGAGCCGAGCAUAAUGAAAGAUAUAGUGAGCUUGUUUCUGCCGAACUUCUUAGUCGUUGUCUCUUUUCCAGAGGAACGUUCAUCGAGUUUCGAAGUGGAAUGCUAAAUGUAUCACCAAUUGGGAGGAAUUGUAGUCAGGAAGAAAGGGAUGAGUUGGAAAAAUAUGAAAAGGUACAAACUCUUGCUCUAAUUUAUCACACGAAAAAAAAAGGUAUAAACGCAUUCUGUAUUAUUACAUAUCAUGUUUCCAGCCAUUUGACUAGUAAUAUGGACUUUGAUUCUUUUUUUGUGUCAUUAAAGUAAUGGCUUA
Lycium ferocissimum is the source of this 793-nucleotide messenger RNA. RefSeq names its product phosphomannomutase-like. Lineage: Eukaryota; Viridiplantae; Streptophyta; Magnoliopsida; Solanales; Solanaceae. Gene Ontology annotation, biological process: protein N-linked glycosylation; mannose metabolic process; GDP-mannose biosynthetic process. Gene Ontology annotation, cellular component: cytosol. The record is from RefSeq and is a predicted model, not a curated record. Bases 1 to 291 code for a protein of 96 amino acids. Gene Ontology annotation, molecular function: phosphomannomutase activity. The transcript is spliced from 4 exons.